AUGCAUUAUCAUGAGCUUCCAGUUUUGCCUUGUGCCCUCUUAUUUGCUUUGCUCUUGAGGACGCUCAAUUUAGCCCUCUGUAACGACCCCCAAUUGCUCGGGUCGAGUCCGAACGGAAUCUAUUAUAAGACAGUGCUCGAAAAUGGCCUCAAUGUUGCAGUCAAGAGACUCGGCCCGUUUUCCUGCGUGUCUUCUGAAGCCCACAGCAAGAAAAAGAUACUGCAAGAGUUCAGUAAACUGGCAUGCCUGAGGCAGAGGAAUUUGAUGAGUUUGAGGGCUUAUGUGUUUGAAUCGGGAGUUUACUCAUUGGUUUACGUUUAUGUGCCUGAUGGGAAGUCUUGA
Messenger RNA from Striga hermonthica, 342 nucleotides. The record is from the annotation of a GenBank genome assembly. Lineage: Eukaryota; Viridiplantae; Streptophyta; Magnoliopsida; Lamiales; Orobanchaceae.